This is a messenger RNA of Hippoglossus stenolepis (Pacific halibut), 2945 nucleotides long. RefSeq names its product SH3 domain binding glutamate-rich protein like 3 (gene sh3bgrl3). The transcript is spliced from 3 exons. NCBI's taxonomy places the organism in Eukaryota, Metazoa, Chordata, Actinopteri, Pleuronectiformes, Pleuronectidae. The coding region runs from base 142 to 420 and encodes 92 amino acids. Gene Ontology annotation, cellular component: cytoplasm. The record is from RefSeq and is a predicted model, not a curated record.
CCUCUCUCUGAUCCACUGCUGUGGGAGGGCGCGCCUCUGUCGAUCAGAUACACAGAUACAGGGAGGUGAGGAACAGGAGGAACCAAAGGAACCAGAGGAACCAAAAGAACCAGGAAGAACCAGGAGGAACCAGAAGAAACAAUGGGCGUCAAGCUGUACUACACCACCGUUACUGCCUCACGGAAGGUUAAGUCUGAGCAGGCGGAUGUGAUCCGGAUCCUUGACAGUAAAAGCAUCAAGUACGAGCUCAUCGACAUCUCUGUGGGCGGGGAGCUGCGUGAGGAAAUGAGAAGCAAAGCAGGGGACCCAGCAGCGGGCCCUCCCCAGCUUUUUAAUGAGGACCAAUACUGCGGGAACUAUGAAAUGCUGUCGGAGGCGGUGGAAGCAGACACAGUGGAACAGUUUCUGAAGAUGGCGUGAGGAGGGUGAAGGGUAAUUCUCCAUCUUAACCCCAGCCACCCCCCACCCACCCACCCACCCUGCGCCCUGAUGGCGACCCCUUAUCCACCAGUGUCCACCCACUUUCUAUGCCAUAACGAAGAAUGCCAAAUAUCUUGUAUUCAGCAAAUCAGAAGACACACAUUCCCCUUACUGCACCAUUAGACUCUAAAACAGUCUUAAUCUCUUUUAUUUCUACCUGUUGUUUUUUAUAUCUGUUCUUCGUUUUGAUUCCCUUCCUGUCUGACAGACCAGUGUUACUAAGUGCUCCUAGUCCACUAGGAGGCAAUGGGGUUGUCUAGAUGUGCAGUAAUUAGGUCGACUAAUCAUGGUGUCGGCCACAUGACCGCUGGAGAUUAAACUAAUCCACUGGAUGACAACAUUCAACCCAGAAUCUUCCUGAUCCUCUGCAGACCAAACACACACAUCAUCACUCAGUCUUAAAUACUUUUAUUUUGUUUCUGUAGCCUUCAAGUUCCCAUGUUGUACAUGACUGCACACUAUGUGCACUUCACAUGGAAGCAAAUGCAAACAGAAGUAGCAAGGACCGUGAUGUCCUUAAACUCAAUUAGUAAUGAAUUCCAGCAGCUAAAUUAUGCUUUUUUUCUGGCGUUGAUGCUGAUUUUUGUUCAACAAAUCUAUGUUUAAAUUUACUGAGCACUUGCAUGCAUGCUUUCCUUUAAUGCUGGCUUGGGCAUGCCUGAUCCGUGGUGCUGGCGAGAUUGUCAUAACAACAAAAAACAAUCACAGUCUCUUGCUCGGGACACAACAUGUCUGGUGUUGUUGCUAACGUGACAUGCUAGCCGUCCAUGCAAUGCUAAAUGAAAAUACAACCUGAGGAGCUCACACCGGAUUCAUCGGGUGCCUCCCUCUCUCCAGGCUCAUUUUGACGGUUGAUGUCGGGCUGCCCUGUAUUUGUGUUAAUGUGUGUUGAUUGGCUAGCUCCUUCACUUGAGUAUUUGUUUGAACACAACAACGCAUGAUGUCACCAUAUUCCAAGUAAAUGGGCAGCGUUUCAGUUGAAGCUUCCCACAGGUAUGUGUGAGUGCUCUGUCAAUGUUUCUCAUCAUAAUCCAUCGUCUUCGAUAUCUAAUGUCUUGUGCAUUUCACUCCUUACAGUUACAAAGACUAACUUUACUUACAAGUGUUCCGUGCUUGCAAUCUAAUUUCUUUUUUCACCGGAACUCAUUUGGACCAGUUUGCACGUUACUGGCACCAACUGUCUGUUUGAGUGCUGUGAAACUGACAGGAGUGUGUACUGCACGACAGACAAAACAGGGACCUAUGUGUAAAUAUGUUGCUCCAUCGUACCUGCAGAACUCCACAGGGUACCUUUUGAUAUAAGAAUGGUUAUUGGCUUUCAGUAAUAAGUGCUGACUCAGGCUGUAGUCACCAUUUAGUACAAAGAGGUCAUAAAUGUAAAAGAAAAAAGGUAAUUUUUUUUUUAACCAUACACAUAUGUUCUUUCAUAGGUUUAUUCCAGUGUUACAUAGUCGGGUUCAGGCUACGGCCCUGUUUCAAAAAAAAUGUGGGAUUUGGGGACUGAACCCGCUCCUUAGAUAUGUUAUAAUUGUGUCCAGUGAACCAAAAAACCAAAAUCUAUAUUAGUUGUUUAACAUUUCAGUAAUAAGCUGCCCUAUAUUCAGACCCAUUUGAGCAGGAUGACACCUUUUGCAGGUGAUUACUCACUGGGAUUAGCAUUUAGCUGACAUCUUCUAUGUUUUCCAUAAUUUUACUGUAGAACUUGAAAGCUCCAUUUCACCAUGUUGGCGACUGACGGAGCGAAAAGACGCCACAGGUUUAGAAAGGAGCAUUUCACAGGGAGGUUGGACUGAAAAGAUGUGAAUUAUCUUGCUUUCAACUUCGUAGCUUUGUUCCUUCCUCUUUUUAUUUACUUUGGUUACAGUUCCACUUAAUGUUCUGGGCGUGAAGAUGCAGUUAUGUGACUAUGCACCCGAACCCUUCCUCAUUCUGAACUGAAAUAAAGUCAAAGCUGUGUUUAGAUUGACCUGACUCAGUCUUACCAGCCUUAGGGAACACUCAUCACAUGGGAAAAAUUAAGGCUUCACUUAUUUGUGCUUUUUAUGCGUUUGUGUUUAUUCAUUUGAUUGAUCUCAUUUGAAAUAUUAUUUUAUGUAUUUGUCUUUUUUUUUUUUUUGUAAUCGAGAAAAUGUUUUCCUUCUCUUACUCCUAACACCUGUCAAACCCCUCCAUGUUGUCAUGAUGGUGUUGUCAAGGUUUAGGAUCCCCAGUAAUGGCAGCCUACACACAAACGUUGUACACUGUUUUGUAAGUCGAUGGUUGUGGACGUUUGCCUGUUAUUGGUGUGUUCACUAUGAAUCAUGUUUUAGACAUUCCAUGUCUCUCUCUGAGCUCCUGCUUCGCUUUUGGACCAAUAUCUCUUGGCCAAAAAAAGAACAAAUUAGGGAAUAAAAUGCUGUUGUCUUCCAAGAAGAUUGUGAAAAGGGAUGUAUGGGUUAAAGAAAAAUAAAUUGGAGUUGAAUCUA